UGAAGGUAAAGGUGAUUUUGCCUAUUACUAUGUAAUUUCUUUUUCCCUUUUUUGAUUCUUCAAACUUUCAGAAGUUAGGAAUAUCCCUUAUUUGCAUUCUCAGGUAGGUGUAUUGAUUGUGUUAUUGCUUCAAGGAUAUGCAAAAUUGAGGGUCAUGUCUAAAUAUGUCAUCCAAUGCAUUGUUUUUGUUUUCCUUGAAUGGGAGUUAGUUUAGCACUUCAAUUUUAAUAGUUUUUCCUUUUGUUAUAGUCAGUCAUCAAUGGCCCGCAUUCUAAUUAACCUAAGUUAUUGAUUCUAGAUUUUACUUGUGUUCACUGUGCAAACAGGGUGGAAAAAUGUGGUUUUUUUGGCUUCUGGUACUAAUAGUUCUUGGUAAUGGGGAUCUUUCAAGAGGUGCUAAUACAAACAUGUCUACAAGGCCGGAGAUUGUGAAUGUAGGGUCUAUCCUUACAUUGAGUUCUCUUGUUGGUAAAAUAGCAAGAGUUGCUAUAGAGGCUGCAGUAGAAGAUGUCAACUCCAACCCAGAUGUUCUUCCAGGAACCAAGCUCAAAGUCACAACUUUUGACAGCAAUUAUAGUGGAUUUAUGGGAAUCAUCGAGGCCAUGCGCUUUAUGGAGACUGAAACAAUGGCGAUAAUUGGGCCACAAUCUUCAGUUAUAGCUCAUGUGAUUUCACAUAUAGCUAAUGAGCUCCAAGUUCCUAUGCUAUCUUAUGCAGCGACAGACCCCUCCCUUUCUUCACUUGAGUACCCAUUUUUUGUGAGGACCUCACCAAAUGAUAUGUUCCAGAUGGCUGCAAUUGCAGAAUUGGUUGAAUACUAUGAAUGGAGACAAAUUAUCGCGAUUUAUGUUGAUGAUGAUUUUGGAAGGAAUGGAAUAGUUGCAUUAGCAGAUCAGUUGGCCUCAAGAAGAUGUGAGAUAUCUUACAAAGCAGCUUUGACCCCUAAUGCUACUAAUGAAGAAAUCCGUGAUCUGUUGGUGCAGGUGGCUCAAUUGGAAUCCCGAAUUCUUGUGGUACACACUUAUCCUGCCAAUGGACUACCUAUAUUCUCUGUGGCACAAUAUCUAGGAAUGAUGGAAAAUGGAUUUGUAUGGUUUGCUACUAAUUGGCUAACAACCAAGUUGGAUUCUGAAGCCAUUCUAUCUCCUGAGAUAUUUGAUAAUAUACAAGGGGUUAUCACAUUGCGAAUACACACGCCAGAAUCUAAAAGGAAAAAAGAUUUCACCUCAAGGUGGAGUGACUUGACUAAGCAUGGUCCUCCGAUUGGGUUUAGCACUUUUGGCCUUUAUGCCUAUGAUACUGUUUGGCUACUUGCUCAUGCCAUUGAUACAUUUUUCAACAAAGGCGGAAACUUGUCAUUUUCCUCUUAUUCAAGGUUCAGUGGUGUGAGUAGUGGGAGUUUGAAUCUAAAUGCUAUGAGUAUCUUCAAUGAAGGGAACUUACUUCUGGACAGUAUUUUACAGGUUAAUAUGACAGGGGUGACUGGACUAUACAGUUUCACUUCAGAUAGGAACCUUGUCCGGCCUGCUUUUGAAGUCAUUAAUGUGAUUGGAACAGGCUUGAGGAGGAUUGGUUAUUGGACAAAUUAUUCUGGCUUGUCAAUUAUUCCACCAGAAUCACUUUACACCAGGCCACCAAAUCGCUCCAGUUCAAAUCAGCAAUUGUAUGGUGUGGUCUGGCCAGGACAAACUACUCAAAAACCUCGUGGCUGGAUUUUUCCACAUAAUGGUAGGCAAAUCAAGAUUGGUGUUCCAAACAGAGCUAGCUUUGGUGAAUUUGUUGCAAGUGUACGAGGCACAGAUAUGUUCAAAGGAUAUUGUAUUGAUGUUUUCAUUGCUGCCCUGAACUUGUUGCCUUAUGGUGUUCCAUACAAACUUAUGGCUUUUGGUGAUGGUCUUGUCAAUCCAAGCAACACUGAGCUUGUGAGAAUGAUCACAGCUGGGGUCUAUGAUGCUGCUGUGGGUGAUAUUGCAAUCACCAGAAAUCGAACGCAAAUGGCAGAUUUUACUCAACCAUAUAUUGAGUCUGGUCUUGUUGUUGUGGCGCCGGUGAUGAAGUCGAGUUCUCAUUUUUGGGCAUUUCUCAGACCAUUUACUCCUUCAAUGUGGGGUGUCACAUCAUUGUUUUUUGUCAUUGUGGGAGCUGUUGUUUGGAUAUUGGAGCACAGGUUAAAUGAUGAAUUUCGUGGGCCUCCAAAAAAGCAGUUUGUGACUACCUUAUGGUUCAGCUUAUCAACACUUUUUUUCGCACACAGAGAAAAUACGGUCAGCACUCUUGGCCGUUUCGUACUGGUUUUAUGGCUGUUUGUGGUUCUAAUUAUCAACUCUAGCUACACUGCCAGUCUUACCUCAAUCCUUACGGUUCAACAGCUUUCUUCGCCGAUUAAAGGGAUAGAAAGUUUGUUACAUACUAACGAUCCGAUUGGUUACCCACUUGGCUCAUUUGCACGAGAUUACCUUAUUGAAGAGGUGGGUAUCCAUGAAUCCAGACUAGUCCCACUUAAUUUGCCAGAGGAUUAUGCGAGAGCCUUACGACAUGGUCCAAGGAAUGGUGGAGUUGCUGCCGUCAUUGAUGAGCGAGCGUAUAUGGAAGUCUUUCUCUCCACACAUUGUGAAUUCAGCAUUGUUGGCCAAGAGUUCACCAAAAACGGAUGGGGAUUUGCCUUCCCGAGGGACUCACCUUUGGCUGUCGAUGUAUCGACCGCGAUCCUGAAGUUGUCGGAGAGUGGCGAACUCCAGCAGAUACAUGACAAGUGGCUGCAGAGAAGUGCUUGCAGCUCAGAAAGCACAAAGCUUGAAGUCGACAGGCUUCAGUUGGGAAGUUUCGCAGGCCUGUUUUCCAUAUGCGGAUUGGCAUGCAUUCUUGCCUUGCUCAUACACUUCAUACUAAUAGUUCGGCAGUUCCUUCGUCACUACUACGAACCGGAUCCAGAAUCGUUAUCGUCAAGUAGCUCGCGAUCAGCACGGCUGCAGACAUUCCUUUCUUUUGUUGAUGAAAAGGAAGAAACCGUUAAAGCGCGAUCGAAGCGAAGGCGUCUGGAGGGAGUCUCAAAUGUCAAAUGUUACGGUUCCUCGUACGGAUGGUUGUCCCUGCAAAAGGAGAAGGAAUCCAAAUCCAUCCUGCUCUACAAUCCGUUCAAUCGGAAGAUUGUGAAGAUUCCUGGGAUCCCAGAAAAUUACGGCAGGGUUAACAAGAUCAUCAUGUCCUGUGAUCCUUCUCUGUACCCAGAUGAUGAUCAAUUCGCCGUGGCCGCAAUCUGUGGCCGACUCCGGCUCGCUCUGAUCAAACCCGGCAAGGAAAAUUCUUGGAAUCUUGCCAAUACUAAUUUCCCGGGAGAAGGGUUUGUUGAGCUUGAAGAUAUACACUUUCACAAGGGAUUGCUGUACGCUUUGGAUGACAACAACUCCCUCCUCGCCGUUGAUUACACAGCUAAUUCCGGCGGCCAUCCCCGGCGAGCUCCAAUGGAGGCUGGAGUCGUCAAUCCAAGACCUUCUCCUUCUGGAAAAGCAUUUUGCAUCAUCCAAGGCGGAAAAAUGAGGAUUCUUUGGCUUCUAGUGCUAAUAGUUCUUUGUAGUGGGCAUCUUUCAAUAGUGGUAAAUACAAAUGCGUCCAGAAGGCCGAAAUCUGUGAAUAUUGGGUCUAUCCUAACAUUAAAUUCAAUUAUAGGCAAAGCUGCAAAAGUUGCUAUAGACGCAGCUGUAGAAGACGUGAACUCCAAUUUAUCAGUUCUUCCAGGAACCAAGCUAAACAUAACAACUUUUGACAGUGGUAAUAGUGGAUUCCUUGGCCUCGUUGAUGCCAUGCGCUUUAUGGAGACUGAAACAAUGGCGAUAAUUGGUCCACAAUCGUCAGUCAUAGCUCAUGUGAUUUCACAUGUUGCAAAUGAGCUUCAAGUUCCUCUGUUAUCUUAUGCAGCUACAGAUCCCACCCUUUCUUCACUUCAGUACCCAUUGUUUGUUAGGACCUCUACCAAUGAUAUGUUCCAGAUGGCUGCAAUAGCAGAAUUGGUUGAAUACUAUGAAUGGAGAAAGGUUAUUGCCAUUUAUGUUGACGACGAUUUUGGAAGGAAUGGAAUAGUUGCAUUAGCAGAUCAGUUGGGCUUAAGAAAGUGCGAGAUAUCUUACAAAGCAGCGCUGAGCCCUGAUGCUAGUAAACAAGAAAUCCGUGAUAUGCUGGCGCAUGUAGCUUUAAUGGAGUCGCGAAUUUUCGUGGUACACACUUAUCCUGACAGGGGACUAGAUAUAUUCUCUGUGGCACACGAUCUAGGAAUGAUGUGGAGGGGAUAUGGUUGGUUUGCUACUGAUUGGUUGACAACCUUGUUGGAUUCCAGAGACGUUCUAUCUCCUGAGAUACUUAAACAUAUACAGGGAGUUAUUACGCUGCGAACACACACGCCGGAAUCUCAAAGGAAAAAGGAUUUCAUCUCUAGGUGGCGUAACUUGACGAAGCAAGAAGCAGCUGGUGGUUCUCCAAUUGGACUGAACUCAUUUGCUUUCUAUGCCUAUGAUACUGUUUGGCUACUUGCUCAUGCCAUUGAUCUAUUUUUCGAAAAAGGAGGCAACUUGUCAUUUUCCCCUUAUUCAAUGUUGAAUGGUAUGAACAGUAGGAGUUUGAAUCUAAAUGCUAUGAGCAUCUUCAAUGGAGGUAACUUACUACUGGACAGUAUUUUAAGGGUUAAUAUGACAGGGGUGACGGGACUAUACAGUUUCACUUCAGGUAGGAACCUCUUCCGGCCUGCUUUUGAAGUCAUUAAUGUGAUUGGAGCAGGCUUAAGGGGGGUUGGUUAUUGGACCAAUUAUUCUGGCUUGUCAAUAAUUCCACCGGAACAACUUUACACCAAGCCACCGAAUCGUUCCAUUUCGAAUCAGCAACUGUAUACUGUAAUCUGGCCUGGACAAAUUACUCCAAAACCUAGUGGCUGGGUUUUUCCAAAAAAUAAUGGGGCAUUAAAGGUUGGUGUUCCAAACAGAGUUAGUUAUGGUGAAUUUGUAUCAAAGGUACCAGGCACAGAUAUGUUCAGAGGAUACUGCAUAGAUGUUUUCAUGGCUGCCCUGAACUUGUUGCCCUAUGGUGUUCCAUGCCAACUAAUGGCAUUUGGUGAUGGUCGUGUCAAUCCAAGCAACAACGAGCUUUUGAGAUUGAUCACAGCUGGGGUCUAUGAUGCUGCUGUUGGUGACAUAGCAAUCACCCCAAACCGAACACGAAUGGUGGAUUUUACUCAACCAUAUAUCGAGUCCGGCCUUGUUGUAGUGGUGCCGGUGAAUGUGAUGAACUCGAAGCACAGGGUUAACGACGAAUUUCGGGGGCCUCCCAGAAAGCAAUUUGUGAAUACUUUAUGGUUCAGUUUAUCAACACUGUAUCACACGCAUAGAGAAAAUACGGUCAGCAUUCUUGGCCGGUUUGUCCUCUUUAUAUGGUUGUUUGUGGUCCUAAUUAUCACCUCUAGUUACACUGCUAGUCUUACCUCAAUCCUUACUGUUCAACAACUUUCUUCGCCAAUUAAAGGGAUAGAAAGUUUAGUAAAUAGUAAGGAUCCGAUUGGAUGUCCAGUCGGUUCAUUUGUACGUGAUUACCUCAUUCAAGAACUGGGCAUCAAAGAAUCCAGACUAGUCCCUCUAAAUUCGCCGGAAGACUAUGCAAGAGCCUUGCAGGAUGGUCCUAACAACGGUGGAGUUGCUGCUGUUGUUGAUUUUCGAGCAUAUAUGGAAUUCUUCCUCUUUAAUCAUUGUGAUUUUACCAUUGUUGGCCAAGAGUUCACCAAAAGUGGAUGGGGAUUCGUAAGUACUACUUGUAGACAACACUUUGGUUCCAAAUCUUCUGCAUAUGAAGAUAGGAUACUGUUGCCAAAAUUCAAAAUGAUGACUUUUCUAUUGUCACUGAAAUCAAUGUAUCUCCAGUCAUUGCACAUUAUCAUUUUUUGUAAUAGCAAGAAGGGCUGUAAAGCAGUGCUGAACGCAAUUUCUGUUUUGUUAGGCCUUCCCGAGAGACUCACCUCUGGCUGCUGA
Oldenlandia corymbosa var. corymbosa is the source of this 6005-nucleotide messenger RNA. Lineage: Eukaryota; Viridiplantae; Streptophyta; Magnoliopsida; Gentianales; Rubiaceae. The record is from the annotation of a GenBank genome assembly.